Messenger RNA from Plasmodium fragile, 3882 nucleotides. RefSeq lists its product as uncharacterized. The coding region runs from base 1 to 3882 and encodes 1293 amino acids. The record is from RefSeq and is a predicted model, not a curated record. Gene Ontology annotation, molecular function: protein binding. The transcript has a single exon. NCBI's taxonomy places the organism in Eukaryota, Apicomplexa, Aconoidasida, Haemosporida, Plasmodiidae.
AUGGGGCGGCCCAAAGCGUACUUGAGCCGGGAGUUCCAGCCGAAUACCUUCCGUGGCGAGACCAAGGAAGAUGAGAAGGCAAGAAUAGAAGAAUUAAAUCAACUGGAAGAAGAGCUAGCCAAAAAUAAGUACACGAGCAAAUUACACAAACAGUUGCUUCUGCAAAAUGCUAGUUUCAACAAAGAAGCAAAGUUACUAAAGUUACACCUGGCGGGAAAUUUAAUAAAAAACAAACCAAUCGUCAGCAGGAAAAAUAUUUUUUAUGUUAGUAGCGAAAGUGGAAUUCUGCUGAUAGAUUUAAAAAAAAAAAAAAAAAAAAAAAUAGUAACUUCCUUCUUUAUAGAUAGCAUAUUUUAUUUUCUAGACAAAAAAACCAAACAAGAAUAUUUAGUGUUGAAAAGUUUUAAUAAUUACAUUUACUUGUAUCAAAUUAGUGACAGAAGUUUUCAUUUUGUGAAAAAAUUUUUUAUAAAAAAUUUAUUUUAUAUUAACAGUUUUGGGAAAAAUGGCGAACUCUGUUUUGCUACUUGGGAGUUUGAUCUAGAGGAGAAAAAAAUGUUUAUGAAUUUUUACCUGCUCAGAUUUUUAUUUAAUUAUGAGUCUCCACUUUGUUAUUUAAAUGGGGAGGUAGGUGAACAGGAGGAGACGAAAUCUGGUGUAGGGAAGACUCAGCUGGGCGAGUCCUCCUCCGCCCCACCCACCCACGUGACGUACACCUUUUCCUCCGACUCGGAGGACUCCUUCAACAAGGAUGUAUUUCCGUGCGAGUUGAUGGUGAGCAGUUCGGAUGGGGAGGAUAAGCAUGAGCAGCGGCGUGAGCAGCGGGGAAAGUUGCAGACAAGACCGGCUGGCCAUGUGGACGGAGUAGGCACGCACAAUAAUGACAGGGGGUAUGCAAGUCAAGUGAACGGUUUUGUUCCCCCUGGGGAUGAAGCGACUGGGAAGAGGCGCAAGACAGAAGUGCAGCAGCUUAAAGCGAAUCAUGGCAAACGCAAAGAACGCAUGCACGUCACUGCAAAGGUGAAAAUAAUGCCACUCGUGAAGAUAAAGUAUGUUUACUUCUCCAUGAUCGACAUGAACCCAAGUCUUACCAAGCUGGUGCUAGCCAACAAUAACCUUGUCAUCAUAUACGACACCGUGAAGAGGAGAUACAAUCUCCUUUACUUUAAGAAUUUCAUUUCUGCAGUAAAAUUAAGCGAUGAAAAUUUUCUCUCUAUUGGAUUCCUUAAUGGCUACAUACAAAUUUUUUUGUUUGAUCAAGUGAAGAAGGAUGAUGAGGAUACGGCACAAGACAUGCUGAGGAGAAAUGCUUUUGUGGGGGAAGCCUUCGGGGGGGACAGUAGGGACUCUUCGCGCAAGACCAACCUUAUGUCCUUGUUGAAGGCGAUCGAGAACGCUUACCCCUACAUACCCGGGUAUGAAGUGGCCUACUAUAGGAAGCAGGGUGACAGCAACGCGCGCGGUGACGGUGGCAACGACGCUCGUGCCGAGGUUGGCCAUGAGGACGGGGGAGAGCGACACAUGCAACACAGUGCGAGCGUCCCGUAUAUCAACUUCCAACUGCGGAAAGACAAAAUCGUGGACAUGCAAAAGGCACACGUGGUCAAGUACAAGUGGCACAGCCACGCAGUGUAUAAUAUAACCAUUGAAGGAAGGAAAGUCAUCUCUUGUGGAGAGGAAGCCGUCAUUCUUAUGUAUGACAUAGACAGUGGAAUAAGCGAAUACAUUCCUCACCUGGGAUCCCCCUGUUAUUGCACUUACGUGAAUAAAGAGAAAAACCUAAUUAUUUGUAACUCGCUGAACAAUACCAUUCACUUUAUAAAUUACAAUCACCGAUUGUUCUUCUAUUCAUAUGUGGGUCUGUACAUGCCCCUCUCCUUGAGACACCUGUUUUUGAAUUACCCCAAUGUAUACGACAGCAUAAGAAAUAGCAUUAAGAUUUUCGAGGGACAAAUUUCCAGCUCAUACAAUUACGCCCUGGGGGGGCGCACUUCUUCCGGCUUUCUGCAGGGAGAGGAAGACGUCAUUGGGGGCGGGGUCCUUAACGAAGAUGCCUCAACCAACCCCGUGGCGAAUAUGGACGCACACCAAAGUGACAGCGAAGGGACGAGCAGCGACUGCUCGGGGAGUAGUGACGCCGGAGAGGACUUCGAGGAGGGCCAAGGUGACAGCGAAGGGAUAGAACUCAGUUCCUGUGGGGAAGGCGAACAGGAACAGGGCGCGCCUCUGUCCAGCGCUGGGGGAGGGGGAAAGGAAAAAGGGGACAGAAAGAAAGCCAUAAUAAGUUUCAAGCAAAUUCAGGACGAAAUCGAAAGGAGCAUUUUUAACCAUACGAAUGUACAAAACAAUCUGUAUAAAAAAUAUCAAAUGCUAUUUUAUUGUGACUCCAACCGGGGCUUGGUAUUCUCCUUCUUAACCUCCUUCUCGAACAUUCAAUUGUACAACGUGGAAAAAGACAAACACAUAAAGUUUGUGUGUCCUUUACAAGUGACAUACAAAAGUAGGUCCAGCGUUGAGACCGUGAACGACUUGGAACUCCUUUUCUUCUCUUUCACUCAGAGUAGGCAUUUGCUAAUGACCAUUGAGAGGAGGAACUACGAGCUAGAGGAGGCCUGUGGGAACAACGUCAACGUCAACUCCUUGGUGGAGAUUGUUUACACCUUUAAAAUAUGGAGGAUCGUGAAUAACAAGUUGGACUACGAGCCCAUUUAUGAACAGUCCAUCACGUGUGACAAAGUGGGAGGAACACAUGCAAGGGGAAGCAGUGAAGGACAGUCGUUACCCAAUUCCACAGAACCCCCUGUAGAGGACGAACUAGACAAGUACAGAAUGGUCAUUAGUCAUCCCUUCCUCAGCCUUUUCCUCGUACUGGAAUGUGGAGGAGAUAUGAGUGUGUGGUGCUUGGAGAAGAGCGAACGUAUUUUCGAACCCAGCGUGUACACAGACUAUGAGGUGGACGUGUAUCAGACGCAGGCCAGCAGCAGCAACUACUACAGGGAGGUGCGGAGAUUGCACCACGUGGCUAGUGUAUAUGGGGGGGAUAUCGGUGAUGCUGGUGAGAACAGCGGCCAGGAGGGUCACUCGAAAAAGGAUUCGCGGAAAGGUGGCGUUAAGGAAGAUGGCGCUAAAGAAGAUGACGCCAACGAAGGAGAAGCAGACCAAGGGGACCCCACUCACGAAGACGCCAUUCACAACAUCACUGUCAUUAAGCGAAUCAACCACAAGAACCAUCCCAUCCUAGGAGGGGACAUUACUAGCGACGGAAAAAUCCUGUGCAUCUGUCAUGACCAAUUAAUAACCAUAUGGAACACAACGACACUGAGAGUGCUGGCAGUAAUUAGUCACACCAUUUACACGGGCCUUAAUGAGUACCUAUUUAGGUUGUACAAGGGAGUAGAAAUAAUGCAGACGGACACAAAUAAAGGAGAGGCAAAGGGACAUGUGCCACACAUUUGCUUCUUCGCAUUCGAUACCAUUUUUAUUUACUCCUUACAUGAGUUCCACUUGGUUUAUAAAAAACAAAUUAAAAACGGAAUCCUCGAAUACGUUAAAUUUGACAAAUACAAUUGCAGCUUUGUGGCCAUUGGAGUUACAAAGAGGAUUAAAGGAGGGAAAGGACACAAGGGAACAGGUAGAUCCAAUGGCAUUGUGCAAAAGAACUACUUGUACGAAUUCACUUCCAACGUGUUGAAGAAGAGGAAGUUAUUCUACUCGUCUAGGGAUAGGCCAAUUGUGGCUCUGGACUUUGCUCCCCUCAACGAGAGGAAGAAUAUCGCCCUGAGUAGCUUCCAGCCGUGCACACUGUUGGUCGCCCUCAACUCGAAAUUCCAGGUGUGCACCUUUUACUUUAACAACUACGCGGAGUUUAUGCAGCUCUCGUGA